Messenger RNA from Cyprinus carpio (common carp), 2218 nucleotides. It is a transcript of the gene mep1ba, whose product is annotated as meprin A subunit beta-like. NCBI's taxonomy places the organism in Eukaryota, Metazoa, Chordata, Actinopteri, Cypriniformes, Cyprinidae. Bases 84 to 2105 code for a protein of 673 amino acids. Gene Ontology annotation, biological process: proteolysis. The transcript is spliced from 14 exons. Gene Ontology annotation, cellular component: membrane. Gene Ontology annotation, molecular function: metalloendopeptidase activity; protein binding; zinc ion binding. The record is from RefSeq and is a predicted model, not a curated record.
CAUUGCAGACUAGGCUCUUUUGUUCUAUAAAUUGGUUAAUAUGCACAGAUAUUCUGAAGAGAGUGUCUCAGAGUGAAGUUCUCAUGGCGUCUCUCCAUACAUUGCUGAUUCUGUGCAUAUGUGCCACAGCCCUGUGUUUGCCAAGAUCUUCACUCACAGGCAAUACAGAGAUUGAUGUGGAUAAUGGAAAAGACCAGGAUAUAUUUAAUAUAAAUGAAGCGGCAGGACUUAACCUGAUGGAAGGAGACAUUCUGAUAAAGGAGGGAGAAGGCAGGAACACUAUUCUUGGUGAAGAGUAUCGUUGGCCGACCACUGUGCCUUAUGUCCUCGAUAGCAGCCUUGAAAUCAAUGCUAAAGGUGUGAUACUGAAAGCAUUUGAGCAAUACAGACUUAAGACCUGUAUUGACUUCAAACUCAGGGAUGGAGAGCCAAACUAUAUUUUCGUGUUUAAAAAAACCAGAUGUUACUCAAAGGUGGGGAAUCGACGGAUGGGGAAACAAGAGUUGUCCAUUGGUGCAAACUGUGACAGUUUAGGAACAGUAGAGCAUGAGUUUCUGCAUGCGCUGGGUUUCUGGCACGAGCAAUCCAGAUCUGACAGAGACGACUACGUCACCAUCGUGUGGGACCAGAUUAAAGAGGGUAAAGAGCACAACUUUAAUUCAUAUGAUGAGACGGUGUCAAGCUCUCUCGGUGUGCCCUAUGAUUAUGGUUCAGUCAUGCACUACAGCAAGACAUCCUUCAGCAAAGCCAGUGAACCAACCAUCGUCACCAAAAUACCAGAAUUCUUGGAUGUGAUUGGUCAACGCAUGGAGUUUAGUGACAGUGACCUGCUCAAGCUGAACCGGCUAUACAAUUGUACUACAGCUUCAACUUUUCUGGACUCUUGCCACUUUGAGGAGCCGAAUAUCUGUGGUAUGAUUCAGGGUGAUGGUGGAAAUGCCAAGUGGGCUCGUGUACAAAUGGUAGAGGGCGGUCCAGAGACAGACUACACCAACAUGGGUCAAUGUCAAGGGGUUGGGUUCUUCAUGCAUUUCAGCACAGCCACAGGAACCCAGGGUGAUAAUGCUUACCUGGAAAGUCGCCUCUUUCACCCCAAAAGACGCUCCCAGUGCCUGCAGUUCUAUCACUACAACAGCGGGGGCGUUGAUGACCAGCUAAAGAUCUGGGUGCGUGAAUACACAGUUAAAAACCCCAAAGGAGCCCUGAGACUAAUUCAGAAGAUCAGUGGUGGACUUCAAGGCUCCUGGGAACUAUAUCAUGUUACUCUAGAUGUCUCUGAUAAAUUCAGAGUAGUGUUUGAAGGGGUUAAAGGAAGAGACACAUCAAAGGGUGGUCUGUCUCUGGACGACAUCAACCUUUCAGAGACCCAGUGUCCUCAAUACACUUGGCGCAUUCGUGAUUUACCCAGACAUCUCGCUACAACCCCUGCCGGUUCCAAAACCUACAGCCCCCGCUUCCUAUCCCCAGAUGGUUACUCAUUUCAGAUUGGUUUGUACAUUAAUGGCUUGAAUGAUAGUCCAGAUAAAAUGGCAAUAUACCUCCACUUGACCUCUGGACCCAACGAUGACAAUCUUCAAUGGCCAUGUCCGUGGCGUCAGGCAUCCAUGGAGCUGAUGGACCAGAAUCCAGACAUCCAACAUCGCAUGAAUAACAUUAGGAUGAUCACUACAGAUCCAACCAAGACCUCAACUGACUCCAUGGGUAAUGUUGAGUAUUUCUGGGAUGACCCACGAAAAGUAGGCAGUUUAGUUACUGACACAGAUGGCAGUAAAUUCUACCGGGGGCCGGGUUACGGUACCAGCAAUUACAUCACACAUAAUCGUCUAAAGAGUCGAAGCUUCAUCAAAGGACUUGAUGUCAUCUUCCUCCUGUCCCUUGACGAUGUGACUGGACUUUGGAAGACUCAGACCAGGAGACCAGAAAUCCGAGACCUGCGAUUAGAGAUUGAUGACGCCAUUGGAAGCUCUACAGCAACAGUGGCAAUAAGUGUCUUUGUGGCAGCUGCCAUGUUCCUGGGUCUUGCUGUAGGCGCAAUGUUCUACGUGCGGAGGAGGAGACUGAUGGAAAGAGACGGAGAGAUUGAGCCAGAGAGGACAGAUGGUUAAUCCCAAAUGUCCAUUUAAAAGGACAGUGGACUAGAAGAUCCCCAUGACAUCAUGCAGGAUACAUAAUGAAGCCCUUAAUGGAGAAAAAAAAAAUAUAUUUCCAGAAUUUGUCA